CCCAGGGAUGCGCGCGGAUGAUCGCGUUCGACACAUGCGCAGUACAUUUUUUCUAUGCUCUACCAGACAUCGGAGGGCAGCACUGAGAAGAUUCUUCCAUCGCUGUCGGCAAAACGCUUCAUCCUUUCCACUAUUUUUUGCUUAUCUCCCUCCAUGAAUUUGCCGCCCUAAACACGUCUUUGUACUCUUUCAAACAUGAAUUGUACAAAUGUGGGUACUUUCUAAUCUCUUCGCACAAACGUUUGUCGAGUUCGCCGUCCAUUGUCGCGUUUUUCUUUGUUUUUUCAAUCGUGUUGUUUUUAAACCGGUCUUUUCACACUCUUCUUCGAUGGCUGAACACUGUGCUCAAUACUGUGCGUAUUGCCACCUACUGGACUCUUCUGUACUGCUGGCGCAUGCGCUGUUGCACGCGGACUGUCCGCGCGGUCGGGGUGUGCGGCCGGCCUCGAGCCCUCCGCAUGACGAAAAUUGCGUCAUGCGGACGGUGCACGAACGCGGACGGCCGAAGUAUACCCGGGGCUUUAGGCGAUGAGCCUUUCCGAAUGGAACGCAGGGCCUCUUCCGCAUCGCCAGACAGCUGUUGUCUUUUGUCUGCUGUUGUCACAAGUUGUCAGCCAGCUGCAAACAUGAGGUGCGGAAAUUAAUGGCGUGUCGCGGAGAGGAAGAUGAUUUGGCACUCUCACGAAAGUGUAAAAUGAAAACAACGACCUCUGGCUUUACUAUGUACAUGUUUUAACUCCUAACCACGAGUCAAUGACGAAAUUCUCAACGAAUAAUAACGAGCUCCGCUCCAGCACAUUACGCGUCUAUCAGCGGGAGCGUCGUUGACGCUGCAGGUGACAGAAACUGCUGGAUCAACCGAGCGAUGUUCCACCGUUCAUUCCGACGAAAGCUACAAACGCACAUCUUCCUUUGGAAAUAGUGUGAUUUGGGAAAAGACGUCCCGGUCGGUCAUGCUUUUGGAGGACCGCUGUGAAGCUUCAGCAUGAAAUCCCUAAAAUAUCCUUCAAACACUCUUCUGGAAUUAACCGUCAUUUUUCUUUUCAUUCAAAACUCAAGGAUGGAAACCGAAGAGAUCCAAAGCAACUACAAAUCCAAGGUCCAGAAAGCAUCCAUGAUGGCUAGCAGGGCGGUGACAGAAGGCUGCCCUCUUGGCCAGUUUCCCUGUGGGAACAUGAGUGUGUGUUUGCCCCAGGUCCUUCAGUGUAAUGGCCACAAGGACUGCAAGAAUGGAGCAGAUGAGGAACACUGUGGGGACAACAGCGGAUGGGCGGAUAUUUUUGAUCGCACCAUUAAAAAGGCAGAGCCACAGGACCUUCCUAAUGACUGCUUUCUGAAGCAGUACCCGGAGAGCUGUGAUUGCAUUAAGACAGAGGUGGAAUGUGUGGAUGUGAACCUGCACGUUGUACCCGUCUUCUCCUCCAAUGUGACUUGGUUGUCUCUGAAGAACAAUAGGAUUAGGAAUUUGGAUGAUCACAUCUUCUCCAAAUAUACACAGCUGCAGAGACUGUGAGUAUCAGUUAAUCAAGUGUGAAAGUGUACUAUGAUAAAUAACCAGUAUCAGCCAUUGAUGAAAAAGACAAGUCAGAUAAUCAGUUCAAAUUAUACUGAAAUGCUUCUGUUUUUCACUGGUUUCUGCAAUAAGAAGAAAAGAACAGAAACACGAGCAUUCCUGUUGAAUUAACGUCAUCAAUACUUAAAAUUAAAACUGUUGUUGGGCCUUUGCAUUUGCUUAAAGUCUUCAGCCAAUGUCUUUUGAGUCAUUCUACAGUUUUCCACUCGCUGUGUAUCGCCAGUUCUUGUUGACACCUAAAUUUAUGGAUGCUGUGAAAUUUCCAAUAUCUGAUGAACCAAAAUAUCUCAGCACUGAGAACUUUAGGCCAUGCCUCAAACCCUGGUUCUCUGAGGGAGAUGCGUGCAAUAUCCUAAGUAUUUUAGGCCAUUGGCCAGUGCAGCAAGGAAACCUUCCUCCUGUCUCUAUAUACUGUUCAGGCGUAAAUCUUCAUUCAUGAUGCAGAUUGUUCUGAGCUGAUGAGCUAUAAAUUUAGACCGGUGGAGUUUAUCUUUUCUGAAUUCAUUUUUUUUUUUUUUGCAGUUUUGCCUCUUAUGUAAAUUUGAAGAAUGUUUAGGGAUUUUAUUGGAAAGAAAGACAAGUUUUUCCCCCCUGUACCAGCAGUAAGUUUAAGUCAGAGUAACUAUAAAAUGAGAGCUUUACACAUUUUAUAUUUUAUAAUGCUUGAUUAAAAAAAACUCCAUUAGUUCUCCAUAUGAGAGAAAUUUGAAAAUUAAAUUCCAGUCAUGAGAGAGCUUCAUUAUGGUUUCAGUUCAAAUUUAAUUGAUAUAGUGGGCUGCCACAUCUCGACUGGAAAGUCACUAACCCUCUACUGCACACAUUAUGAUAAAUCUAUAGAGAAAAAUAUUUGACUCUUUUUCUUUUCUUAGAAUGGCUUAAAGGUGCUAAAGAGG
Messenger RNA from Megalobrama amblycephala (Wuchang bream), 2466 nucleotides. Its product is annotated as relaxin receptor 2-like. The transcript has 8 exons. Bases 986 to 1513 code for a protein of 175 amino acids. Gene Ontology annotation, molecular function: protein binding. Lineage: Eukaryota; Metazoa; Chordata; Actinopteri; Cypriniformes; Xenocyprididae. The record is from RefSeq and is a predicted model, not a curated record.